GCUAAGAUGGCUGAAGAGAAACUGUCCGCGAGAACUCAGCUUCCUGUGUCUGCUGAAUCUCAAAAACCCAUGCUGAAAAAAGGGGGAAUUUGACUGAGCAAUGAUCUGGAGUACAAGAAAUUCAGCUUACACAUUUACAGCUCCGGAGUUUCCUAUUUUGGAGAAGCAGAACUGGUUGAUACAUCUCUAUUAUAUCCAGAAGGAUUAUGAAGCAUGCAAGGCUGUUAUCAAAGAACAGCUUCAGGAGACUCACGGGUUAUGUGAAUAUGCUAUCUACGUCCAAGCUUUGAUAUUUCGCCUGGAAGGAAAUAUCCAAGAAUCCCUAAGACUCUUUCAGAUGUGUGCUUUUCUCAGCCCUCAGUGUGCUGAUAACCUCAAGCAGGUGGCCAGAUCUUUAUUUCUUUUGGGAAAACAUAAAGCUGCCAUUGAAGUAUAUAAUGAAGCAGCUAAACUUAAUCAGAAAGACUGGGAAAUCUGUCAUAACCUAGGAGUUUGCUACAUUUAUCUGAAACAGUUUGACAAGGAGCUUUUUCUCUUCAGAGAAAUUUUAAGCAAGUACAUAUCUGCUGCUGCCGCUAAGUUGCUUCAGUCGUGUCCGACUCUGUGCGACCCCAUAGACGGCAGCCCACCGGGCUCCCCAGUCCCUGGGAUUCUCCAGGCACAAGACCAGUUGCACAAUGCCCUGCAUCUUAACAGACAUGAUCUGACGUACAUAAUGCUGGGCAAGAUCUUCUUGCUGAAGGGAGACUUGGACAAGGCCAUUGAAAUCUACAAGAAAGCAGUGGAGUUCUCACCGGAAAAUACGGAACUUCUUACAACUUUAGGAUUACUCUACCUACAGCUCGGUAUUUACCAGAAGGCAUUUGAACAUCUUGGAAACACACUGACUUACGACCCUACCAACUACAAGGCCAUCUUGGCAGCGGGCAGCAUGAUGCAGACCCACGGGGACUUUGAUGUUGCCCUCACCAAAUACAAAGUUGUCGCGUGUGCUGUUACAGAAAGCCCUCCACUCUGGAAUAACAUCGGGAUGUGCUUCUUUGGCAAGAAGAAAUAUGUGGCAGCCAUCAGCUGCCUGAAACGAGCCAACUACCUGGCGCCUUUAGAUUGGAAGAUUCUCUAUAAUUUGGGCCUUGUCCACUUGACUAUGCAGCAGUAUGCAUCUGCUUUCCAUUUCCUCAGCGCAGCCAUCAACUUCCAGCCGAAGAUGGGGGAGCUGUACAUGCUCUUGGCUGUGGCUCUGACCAAUCUGGAGGAUACAGAGAAUGCCAAGAGAGCCUAUGAAGAAGCAGUCCGCCUUGAUAAGUGUAACCCUUUAGUAAACCUGAACUAUGCUGUGCUGCUGUAUAACCAGGGCGAGAAGAGGGACGCCCUGGCCCAGUAUCAGGAGAUGGAGAAGAAAGUCAACCUACUCAAGUAUAACAGCUCUCUGGAAUUUGAUCCGGAGAUGGUGGAGGUAGCCCAGAAGCUGGGAGCUGCUCUACAGGUCGGGGAGGCACUGGUCUGGACUAAACCAGUUAAAGAUCCCAAAUCAAAGCAGCAGACUGCUUCAACCAGUAAAGCUGCCUGUUUCCAGCAGCCUCUGGGCUCUAAUCAAGCCCUAGGACAGGCAAUGUCUUCAGCAGCCGCAUACAGGAAGCUCUCCUCAGGUGCUGGAGGAACAUCCCAGCUCACAAAGCCACCAUCCCUUCCUCUGGAGCCAGAGCCCACUGUGGAAGCACAACCUACGGAAGCAUCAGCACAAACCAGGGAAAAGUAGGUGUAGGAUGACCCCGGAGCUGGGCUUGCUUUGGCGAGGACCCACCAGAUUAGGAAAGGUCCCAUGACACAGGCAGCAUGGUGGCCGGCACGUACGAGAACGUGUUAUGAUGAUCACCAGGAGCCGGAAGCCUUCACACCCCCUGGCUGCCCCAUGAGCUACGAAAGGACUUAACCUCCUGCUGCCUGAGCCCUUUGUGGAAGAACAGUCUAGGACAGACCUCUGCCGUCAUGACAGAGUCUUGGCUAGCUGAGGUGAUUCUUGGGCUGUGUGGUAGGUAUAUUGGCCACCAAGGCAACCACAAAUCUUGAAUUAAUAAUCCAGUUCUAAUAGUAGAAAUUUAUAAGAUGAAAAAAAAGCUUUUUAAAUUGUGGCCCAGUCUAUUGAGUAUCUCAGCUGCACCUGCCCACAAGAAUCCAGAAAAAGUCCCUAUAGCUUGUUCUGGAGCGAGGUCAGAGUGCAGAGCCAGAUCAUGUCAGUAUGAAAAGAGAGAAAGGGCUGGUCUGGUAUCAGCACCAAGGAUUGGGGGAAAAAAAAAGGAGGAGCUUCUUAAGUGAGGAGGUUUUAGACAUUCAGUGAUACCACUGACCAGAUGCUAGUAAUACAUUAUCUAUAUAUCUUUUUCAGAAUAACGAUUAUGUAUCAUCCCGUUGGGAAGAGUUGUUACCAAUGUGUAAGGGAUCACAAUAAAAUGUUUCUGGAAGAACCUUG
Molecule: messenger RNA, 2470 nt
Organism: Budorcas taxicolor (takin)
Lineage: Eukaryota; Metazoa; Chordata; Mammalia; Artiodactyla; Bovidae
Gene: BBS4
Product: Bardet-Biedl syndrome 4
Exons: 18
Coding region: 101-1759 (552 amino acids)
Biological process (GO): protein localization to cilium; cilium assembly
Cellular component (GO): ciliary basal body
Molecular function (GO): protein binding
Source: RefSeq, a predicted model, not a curated record